Molecule: messenger RNA, 2472 nt
Organism: Penicillium macrosclerotiorum
Lineage: Eukaryota; Fungi; Ascomycota; Eurotiomycetes; Eurotiales; Aspergillaceae
Product: Pre-mRNA-processing-splicing factor 8A
Exons: 1
Coding region: 1-2472 (823 amino acids)
Biological process (GO): mRNA splicing, via spliceosome; spliceosomal tri-snRNP complex assembly
Cellular component (GO): U5 snRNP; catalytic step 2 spliceosome
Molecular function (GO): protein binding; pre-mRNA intronic binding; U2 snRNA binding
Source: RefSeq, a predicted model, not a curated record
AUGAAGUUCAAGAAGCUCACAAAUGCCCAACGUUCCGGUCUGAACCAAAUUCCCAACCGUCGAUUUACUCUUUGGUGGUCUCCAACCAUCAACCGCGCCAAUGUAUAUGUCGGUUUCCAGGUGCAGCUUGAUCUGACUGGUAUUUUCUUGCACGGCAAGAUUCCUACUCUAAAGAUCUCCCUAAUCCAGAUCUUCCGUGCCCACUUGUGGCAGAAGAUCCACGAGUCUGUGGUCAUGGACUUGUGUCAGGUGUUUGACCAGGAGUUGGAGCAACUUGGUAUCGAGGCUGUUCAGAAGGAGACUAUCCACCCGCGUAAGUCUUACAAGAUGAACAGUUCUUGUGCCGAUAUCCUUCUCUUCGCCACGAACAAGUGGAAUGUCACCCGUCCUUCGCUUUGCUUCGAUACCAAGGAUGUGUACGAGCCCACCACAACCAACAAGUUCUGGGUUGAUGUGCAGCUGAGAUAUGGUGACUACGACUCUCACGAUAUCGAGCGUUAUGUCCGUGCCAAGUAUCUCGACUACACUACCGACAGCAUGAGUAUCUAUCCUUCUGCCACUGGUUUGAUGAUUGGUAUUGAUCUGGCGUACAACCUCUACUCGGCUUAUGGUCAGUUCUUCCCUGGUCUUAAGACUUUGAUUCAGCAGGCGAUGGCGAAGAUCAUGAAGGCCAACCCUGCCCUCUACGUUUUGCGUGAACGUAUCCGCAAGGGUCUUCAACUCUACGCCUCGGAGAGCAAUCAGGAGUUCCUCAACUCCCAAAACUACUCCGAGCUUUUCAGCCCUCAGAUCCAGCUUUUCAUUGAUGACACAAAUGUCUACCGUGUUACCAUCCACAAGACCUUUGAAGGAAAUUUGACUACCAAGCCCAUCAACGGCGCCAUUUUCAUUUUCAACCCUCGCACUGGUCAGCUGUUCUUGAAGAUCAUUCACACUAGUGUUUGGGCUGGUCAGAAGCGUCUGGGUCAACUUGCCAAGUGGAAGACGGCUGAAGAAGUUGCCGCUCUUAUCCGGUCUCUGCCGGUUGAGGAGCAGCCAAAGCAGCUUAUUGUCACUCGCAAGGGUCUUUUGGAUCCCCUCGAGGUUCACUUGCUGGAUUUCCCUAACAUCUCUAUCCGUGCUUCCGAGCUUCAGCUGCCUUUCCAGGCUGCUAUGAAGGUUGAGAAGCUCGCAGAUAUGAUUUUGCGCGCCACCGAGCCUCAGAUGGUUCUCUUCAACUUGUAUGAUGAAUGGUUGAAGUCUAUCUCGCCUUACACUGCCUUCUCUCGUUUGGUCCUGAUUCUUCGUGCUCUCCACGUCAACAUCGAUAAGGCUAAGAUCAUCCUUCGUCCCGAUAAGAGCGUGAUUACCCAGGAACAUCACAUCUGGCCGUCUCUCUCUGAUGAGGACUGGAUCAAGGUCGAAGUCCAGCUCCGUGACCUGAUUCUCAACGACUAUGGCAAGAAGAACAAUGUCAAUGUACAGAGUUUGACUAGCAGUGAAGUGCGUGAUAUCAUCCUGGGUAUGGAGAUCAGUGCCCCCUCGCUGCAGCGACAGCAGGCUGCCGAGAUCGAGAAGCAGCAGGAGGAAGCCAAGCAGCUCACCGCUGUGACCACCAAGACCCAGAAUGUUCGUGGAGAGGAGAUGAUUGUUACAACCACCUCGCAGUAUGAGCAGCAGUCCUUUGCCUCCAAGACUGAAUGGCGUACUCGGGCCAUCGCCACAUCCAACCUCCGGACGAGAUCUAACAACAUAUACGUCUCUUCUGAUGACAUUCGCGACGACGGCUUCACCUACGUCAUGCCCAAGAACAUUCUCAAGCGAUUCAUCACCAUCGCUGAUCUGCGGGUCCAGGUCACUGGUUACCUUUAUGGUAGCUCGCCUCCCGACAACGACCAGGUCAAGGAGAUCCGCACCAUUGUCAUGGUUCCGCAGGUUGGCAACACAAGGGAUGUUCAGCUACCUCACCAACUACCUCAGCACGACUACCUGAACGGCCUGGAGCCCCUAGGCGUGAUCCACACCGUUUCGGGCAACGAGCCGCCGUACAUGUCUGCCGCGGAUGUGACCCAGCACGCCCGCCUCAUGAACGCUCAUCCCUCUUGGGACAAAAAGACUGUAACGAUGACCGUUUCCUUCACCCCCGGUUCCGUGUCUCUUUCCGCAUGGGGUCUCACCCCGCAAGGCUACAAGUGGGGUGCGGAGAACAAGGACAUGAGUUCCGACCAGCCCCAAGGCUUCUCUACUAGCAUGGGCGAGAAGUGCCAACUGCUCCUGAGUGACCGCGUCCGUGGCUACUUCCUCGUACCGGAGGACAACCUUUGGAACUACAGCUUCAUGGGUAGCUCCUUUGGCAGUGUCGAGAAGCGGCCAAUCUAUGUGAAGAUUGAUACCCCGUUACGCUUCUACGAUGACCAGCAUCGCCCGCUGCACUUCCAGAACUUUGCCGAGCUUGAAGACAUCUGGGUCGACCGGUCGGACAACUUUGAGUAA